AUGGCUUCAGGAGAAGGGUCUUCAGGAAAGGCACUACACUUUGAUGGAACAAAUUAUGCUUUUUGGAAGAACAGAAUGGAGACCUAUCUGGGGUCUCUUGGAUAUCAUGUUUGGGCUUCAGUGUUGAAUGAAUACAUCAUGACUGGUGUUGCAUCUACAGACAACCAAGAGAAGAAGAAAUAUGAAAACAACAGUAGAGCCAUGCAUGUAAUCAAAGGUGCUCUUAUUGACAGUGAGUUUGUAAAAAUGAUGGAAUGCAAGUCUGCCAAACAACUCUGGGAUAUGCUAAAAAGCAUCCAUGAAGGAGAUGCAAAAAUCAAAGAAGCUAAGCUCCAAGUUUAUAGAGCUCAGUUUGAAGGAUUGAAGAUGUUGAAUGAAGAAAACAUUGAAGAUUAUAUGCUUAGAGUCAAUGGGGUUGUAAAGUCCAUCAGAGGACUGGGAGAGAGUCUAAUAGACUCUGUUGUUGUGAAAAAAAUUCUUAGAUCUCUACCAGACAGACUUGAAUCCAAGGUUUCAGCUGUUGAGGAAGCUAAGGAUCUGGAAGUACUUAGCUUAGAUGAGCUACAUGGGAACUUUACAGCUUAUGAGAUGAGAAAAGGCAAAGGAAAGUCAGUUGACAAAGAUGCAGCAUUUAAGAGCAAUGACACAUCUGAGGAAGAAUCUGAAGAUGAAUCAGAUGAUGAUGUAGAUGAUCAUACCAUUUUUAUGGCGUUUGAAGAAAAAGAGGAUGAAUCACCAAAAACAUUCACAACUUCUGAAGAUGAAGAAGGAGAAGUGAACUUUAAAGAAGAGUUUAGAGCUGCUCUCAAAGAGCUCAAGAAAGAAAGAAAGAAGGUUAAACAAGUUUCACAAAAUCUUAAGGAACAAGAGCAAUCAGUUCUUCAGUUGAAAAAGCAAGCAGACGAAUCAAAAAAAAUUCUAGAAGAUCUUGAAGAGAAGUUAUCACAGAAAACUAUAGAAUGCACAAAGCUUGAGUCAGAAAAUCUAUCUCUGAAGGCUAAAUUGGAAGAAGAGACCAAUAUCCUAGUUGAAUAUUUUGAUUUCCAGAAGGAGAUUGAUGCUCUCAAGGCAAAGGUAGCAGAGUUUGAGAAUGACUCAAGUAUACAUGACAUAGAAACAUCUUCACAAGUGCAUCCUAGUAGCAAGAAGCUUGAUGAGAUCCUUAGUUCUCAAAGAUCAACUCACAACAAAUUCGGUCUUGGAUUUGUAGGAGAAUCAUCAAAGAGUGCCAAGGGAAAAGGAAAAGGCACAGCACAGAAUCCUAUUACUGUGAAGGAUAAGAGAGUUGAGAAAAAUCAAACUCCACCCCAUAAGACUAACCAUGCUAGACAACAACAAAUGGCAUGGCCAGGCAGGAGAGUAGAGAACUUUGAUUAUUACUAUCUUUCUCAACAGAAAGCUAGAAAUGUUGUUGAUCACAGGGCUUAG
Messenger RNA from Telopea speciosissima, 1428 nucleotides. RefSeq names its product intracellular protein transport protein USO1-like. The record is from RefSeq and is a predicted model, not a curated record. NCBI's taxonomy places the organism in Eukaryota, Viridiplantae, Streptophyta, Magnoliopsida, Proteales, Proteaceae. Bases 1 to 1428 code for a protein of 475 amino acids. The transcript has 2 exons.